GGGCCCGCUCCGGCCGCAAGGUAUUCAUUCUUCUGCUACUCACACGCGUUCACCACCGCCUCCGGUAUAACUCGUGGCCCCGACCCCCGAUCGAUCCCGAUGCCUCCCCGCCCCGCCGCAUUCCUCUCUCGAUUCCGCGUCCUGAGAACCACCGCCGCCGUCGCCUCCCCUUCCUCCUCCGCGGCGCCGCUGCGCCACGGCUGUCACCCCGGCCUCGCUAGCCGCGUCGGUCCGUCCCCGCCGCGCGCGUGCUUCUUCCCCCGCGCCUCCGCCACCUUCACGCCGCUGGUGCUACGCCCAACCGCCGCCGGGUUCGCUCUGUUCAGCAUGGCUGCCGCCUCCUCCGCCUCCUCCGUCCACGACUUCACCGUUAAGGAUGCAAGUGGCAAUGAUGUGGACCUGAGCACCUACAAGGGGAAGGUUCUCCUCAUCGUCAAUGUUGCAUCACAGUGUGGCUUGACCAAUUCUACCUACACGGAGCUGAGCCAGCUGUAUGAGAAGUACAAGGACCAGGGUUUUGAGAUCCUUGCUUUCCCAUGCAACCAGUUCGGUGGGCAGGAACCUGGAACUAAUGAGGAGAUUGUCCAGUUUGCUUGCACUCGCUUCAAGGCCGAGUAUCCAAUUUUUGACAAGGUUGAUGUCAAUGGUGACAAUACUGCACCCAUCUAUAAGUUUCUGAAGUCCAGUAAAGGUGGUCUAUUGGGUGAGACCAUCAAAUGGAACUUUUCCAAGUUCUUGGUUGACAAAGAGGGGCGUGUUGUGGAGCGAUACGCACCAACCACUUCCCCACUCAGCAUCGAGAAGGACAUCAAGAAGCUGCUCGGGAGUUCUUAAACCUUGCAGCUGGAGCCACUAGCUUCACUGCUGCACUGCAUUUAGCACUUGAUAUCAGUAAUGUUGCAAUAAAGCUGUGCUUAGAGGAUGUUGCUUUUGCUGUAUUUCCUCAGCAUGUCCUUCAACUUGUAGUAAAUGUCAUGCAAUAACUUUGGUUCAAUGCAUAUUUCUCUUGCAAGAUUUCUGAGAAAAGGUUUGA
Phragmites australis (common reed) is the source of this 1033-nucleotide messenger RNA. RefSeq names its product probable phospholipid hydroperoxide glutathione peroxidase. Gene Ontology annotation, molecular function: glutathione peroxidase activity. Bases 100 to 834 code for a protein of 244 amino acids. Gene Ontology annotation, cellular component: cytosol. NCBI's taxonomy places the organism in Eukaryota, Viridiplantae, Streptophyta, Magnoliopsida, Poales, Poaceae. The transcript is spliced from 6 exons. Gene Ontology annotation, biological process: response to oxidative stress. The record is from RefSeq and is a predicted model, not a curated record.